Theileria annulata is the source of this 480-nucleotide messenger RNA. RefSeq names its product cytochrome C oxidase subunit II (COX2). Lineage: Eukaryota; Apicomplexa; Aconoidasida; Piroplasmida; Theileriidae. Gene Ontology annotation, biological process: ATP synthesis coupled electron transport. Bases 1 to 480 code for a protein of 159 amino acids. The transcript has 2 exons. Gene Ontology annotation, cellular component: membrane. The record is from RefSeq and is a predicted model, not a curated record. Gene Ontology annotation, molecular function: copper ion binding; cytochrome-c oxidase activity.
AUGUUUUAUAAAUUAAUUAAUAAUAUUUUGGGUAAUGUAUAUACAGAAAGUUUAAUGGAUGAAUUGGAGAAAUCAAAAUUACAUUAUCCGAUACCAGAAAAAUAUUUAAAGAAUCCGGAACUUAUACCGAAAUAUUAUUCAUUUCAAUCGAAUUUAAUAACAGAUGAAGAUUUGAAACCUGGAAUGUUAAGACAAUUAGAAGUUGAUAAACGUCUAACAUUACCUACAAGAACACAUAUACGUUUUCUAGUAACUGCUACUGAUGUUUUACAUUCUUGGUCAAUACCUUCUUUAGGUAUUAAAAUAGAUGCUGUACCAGGACGUUUAACACGUAUUAAUACAUUUAUAUUAAGAGAAGGUGUAUUUUAUGGACAAUGUAGUGAAAUGUGUGGUACACUUCAUGGAUUUAUGCCUAUAGUUAUUGAAGCUGUUUCACCUGAAAAAUAUGCACAACAUGCUAAAAAAUAUUAUCAAGAAUAA